CUUGUUUGAAACAAAAGGGGGGGAGGACAACACAUGCAGGCACUACCUCCCUCUCUCUCUGGGUCUCUCUGAGCUUUCUCCCAGGCACUACCUCCCCCUCUCUCUCAAAAAUAUUUUCUGACUAAGUUGCAGCUUCUUGAUACAAGAAAAUGGUGAAAGUAAAGCUGGACGUGGGCUGUAACCACUCCAUCCAACUCUCUUUCUCUUUCUUCCAUUCUCACACCAAUUCUUCACACCAUUCACACAACACACACAAGGCACAACACACAAUGGCACACCACACAUAGAGCAACACAACCCAGACACACAUGUACACACGGCAGACCCAUGCACACGGGCACACACCCAGCAUAACCACCACACAGCACCAUGCCCACACCGCACACACUGCCACUCUCUCCCCCACACACACGGCACAUACAGCACAAACAACACCAACCCAGUAAACACACACACACAGCCCAUAUACUCAAUAAUCAACACAGCACACACACCCACUAUGAUCUCUCUCUCUCCGAUCCCAUGCACACACACUACUACACACACACGGCCACCUCUCUCUCUUCCACACACAAGACACACUGCUACACACCACACACGCAUGCAGUCGAUACACAUUCACACACAUGCAGACAGAUUGAUAUAGAUUCACACACCCAGCACACAGGGAUAGGGGCUGAACACACACACACACAAGUUGGAUCUCUCUCUUUCUCUCGCACGAAACACACCACCCAUCACAGAGCAAAACACACACACGGACACACUCAUACACACGGCACAUGCAUACACAUGCACACUGCCACAGACAUCACCGCUGCCAUCACCACGCCGCAGUAGCAGCAACCACGGGAGGCACCACAUCACAGCAGCAGCAGCCAUGGGAGUCACUUCUCCAUUCAUACUUCCGGUGAUAAUUGUUGCACGUUGGACUCAUUUCUAGCAACGGGCUGUUUACUGCCGUGUGUGCUGGCUGCUGGUGGGUUUUCAGAGGUCGCCAACAUGUCCAACUGACGGUGUGACCCUGGUUUGGUAGGUGCAUGGCGUGGGUGGGUGCAUGGUGUCAAGGCUCAAUGCGUGUAUCUAUUAUUGUAGGUAACAGGUAUAAGAGAUGUAGUUCCUCCACCAUUACAGAGAGAACUUUCUGAUGUCUACAUUGCCACAGAACUCAUGGACACUGAUCUUCACCAAAUAAUUCGAUCUAAACAAAGUUUAUCAGAGGAACACUGUCAGUACUUGUAUCAAAUCCUUCGAGGACUGAAAUAUAUACAUUCUGCAAAUGUUAUUCAUAGAGAUUUGAAACCCAGCAACCUCUUGGUGAACGCAAAUUGUGAUUUGAAGAUCUGUGAUUUUGGUCUUGCUCGACCAACUUCAGAGACUCAGUUCAUGACCGAAUAUGUUGUCACCAGAUGGUACAGGGCACCUGAGCUUUUGUUAAACUCUUCAGACUACACUGCUGCUAUUGAUGUGUGGUCCGUGGGUUGCAUCUUUAUGGAGCUUAUGAACAGAAAGCCUUUACUUGCGGGUAAAGACCAUGUGCAUCAGCUGCGCUUAUUGAUAGAGCUUCUUGGCACACGCACCGAAUCAGAUAUUGGGUUCAUUCGGAGCAUAGAUGCAAGAAGCUAUAUCUGUCAACUACCCCAACAUCCUCGGCAGCAGUUAGCAAAGGUUUUCCCACAUGUCCAUCCAUUAGCUGUUGAUCUUGUUGAUAAAAUGUUGACAUUUGAUCCUGCUAAAAGAAUUACAGUUGAGGAAGCAUUAGCCCAUCCUUACCUUGCAAGAUUACAUGACGCAGCUGAUGAACCAGUCUGCCUAGAGCCAUUCUCCUUUGAUUUUGAACAAGCCUUGGGCGAAGAGCAGAUAAAGGAUAUGAUUUACCAGGAGGCCUUAGCACUCAAUCCGGAGUAUGCAUAAUGCAAAAAACAAAAUCCAUGUCAGCUUCUCUAUAUAACAAGUCUGUAAGUCCAGUUCUGCUCAGAUGAGAAGAUCACUGCAAUUGAAAUAUUGCAACCAGUAGAGCAAACUCCUUUUCAACAAUCCAAUUUAUAAUGUACUGAUCAAAUAGCUAAGAUCAUCCUCUCAAUCGGAUUCGAUCUGGCAUUAUUUAAUUGUGUGGUGUUUGGAUCUUGGAUUUUGUCAUAAAAGGGAAGAGAUUUGUGAAAAAAAA
Camellia sinensis is the source of this 2167-nucleotide messenger RNA. NCBI's taxonomy places the organism in Eukaryota, Viridiplantae, Streptophyta, Magnoliopsida, Ericales, Theaceae. The record is from RefSeq and is a predicted model, not a curated record.